AUGUCUUUAUUCCAUCUUCUUGUUGUAUCUCGUUCUCUUCCUUUAUGGCUUUCAUUUUGUCUCAUCUUCUUGGUAUUACUCGCGAGACCUCAAAAGGAAGCUUUACAAGUUAAAGUGGGAAUUGUUCUAGACACUAAUGUGACAUUAGCAGAUUUGAGCUUACAAGCUAUCAACAUGUCUCUGUCGGAAUUCUAUAAUACUCAUAAUGGCUUCAAGACAAGGAUUGCCCUCGACAUCCGUGAUUCCAAACGAACUGUUGUUGGUGCUGCAGCUUCAGCUUUAUACUUGAUAAAAAAGAGAGAAGUGGUGGCCAUUAUUGGACCAGGGAAUUCAAUGCAAGCUCCAUUUUUGAUCAACCUCGGAAAUCAGUCUCAAGUUCCCAUAAUCUCAUUCUCUGCAACAAGCCCGCUUCUCGAUUCCCUCCGUAGUCCAUAUUUCAUCAGAGCCACACACGACGACUCAUCCCAAGUUAACGCCAUUAGUGCCAUCAUAGAGUCAUUUAGAUGGAGAGAAGUUGUGCCUAUUUAUGUAGACAAUGAGUUCGGAGAAGGUAUUCUUCCUUACUUAGUUGAUGCUUUUCAAGAGAUUAACGUUCGUAUCCGAUACCGAAGUGCCAUAUCAUUACAUUCCUCUGAUGAUCAAAUCAAGAAAGAGCUCUACAAACUAAUGACCAUGCCCACUAGGGUUUUUAUCGUGCACAUGUUGCCUGAUCUCGGGUCGAGGCUAAUCUCCAUUGCGAAAGAGAUUGGAAUGAUCAGUAACGGAUAUGUAUGGAUUGUUACAAAUGGUAUAGCUGAUCUCAUGAGUUUAAUGGGCGAAUCAGGCUUGGAGGACAUGCAUGGUUUUUUGGGUGUCAAGACAUAUUUUUCAAGAUCAAAGGAGCUAAGUUAUCUUGAAACUCGUUGGCGAAAAAGAUUUGGAAGAGAAGAGCUAAACAAUUUUGAAUGUUGGGCUUAUGAUGCUGCCACAGCACUUGCAAUGUCAAUUGAGGAAAUCAGUCAGGUAAACAUGAGUUUCAAUAAGACCAAGACAAACACUUCAAGAGAAGAUUUAGGCACUGACCUAGAUGAUCUCCACGUUGCUCACUCUGGUCCCAAGCUUCUUCAAGCAUUGACGACAGUCAGUUUCAAAGGUGUUUCCGGGAGAUUUCAGCUAAGAAACGGAAAGCUAGAGGCCAAGACUUUCAAGAUAAUCAAUAUAGAGGAUAGCGAGGAAAGAACGGUUGGAUUUUGGAAAUCGAAAGUAGGGUUAGUGAAGAGCCUAAGAGUGAAUCAAACAGGCACUAAAAUAGCGCACAGCUUGCACCGCCUAAGACCGAUAAUAUGGCCUGGGGACACUACUUUUGUGCCCAAAGGCUGGGAAUUGCCAACAAAUGCGAAGAAGCUGAGAAUAGCAGUUCCAAAGAAGGAUGGUUUCAAGAAUUUUGUGGAGGUAACAAAGGAUGCACACACUAAUGCUCUAACAAUCACCGGCUUUUGCAUAGAUGUUUUCGACACGGUAAUGAGACAAAUGCCAUAUGCUGUCCCCUAUGAGUACAUCCCCUUUGAAACUCCUGAUGGAAAAUCGCGUGGAAGUUACGAUGAAAUGGUUUACAGUGUGUUUCUUGGGGAGUUUGAUGGAGCUGUAGGGGAUACUACAAUCUUGGCUAACCGGUCAAUAUAUGUCGAUUUCGCAUUGCCAUACUCAGAGACUGGCGUUGUUUUCGUGGUGCCGGUCAAGGAUGAGAAACAGAGAGGAGAAUGGGUUUUCUUAAAGCCUUUAACAAAGGAGCUCUGGUUUCUCACUGGUGCAUCUUUUCUCUACAUUGGAAUGAUGGUUUGGCUUUUCGAGUACCAAGCAGAUAAAGAUUUCAGGGACAAGAAGAUAAUCGACCAAAUAUCUAACGUGUUCUACUUCUCAUUUUCAACCUUGUUUUUCGCACACAGGAAGCCAUCAGAGAGCUUUUUCACAAGGGCUCUUGUUGUGGUUUGGUGCUUUGUGUUGCUAAUACUGACUCAGAGCUACACAGCGACGCUGACAUCAAUGUUGACGGUUCAAGAGCUUCGACCAACCGUGAAACACAUGGAUGAUCUGAAAAAGACCGGAGUGAACAUUGGAUAUCAAAAGGGUUCGUUUACAUUCGAAAGGCUGAAACAAAUGGGUUUCGAUGCGUCGAGGUUAAAGAUUUACAAUUCUCCUCAAGAAAUGCGUGACCUUUUUCUUAACAAGAGCAGCAAUGGCGGGAUUGAUGCUGCUUUCGAUGAAGUCGCUUAUAUCAAGCUUUUCAGGGCUAAAUAUUGCUCAGAGUAUUCCAUCAUCGAGCCUUCCUUUAAGGCUGAUGGCUUUGGCUUUGCCUUUCCAUUAGGAUCCCCGCUGGUGUCUGAUAUUUCAAGACAGAUCUUGAACAUUACAGAGGGAGAGACCAUGAAAGCUUUGGAGAACAAGUGGUUCAUUGGAGAAAAACAUUGUCUACAGUCUACCAUAUCAGAUUCUCUAAUCCAGCUCGAUCACCACGCCUUUAAAGCUCUAUUUCUAAUCGUCUUUGUUGUCUCGUUAUUUCUAAUCUUGUUCAUGUUAGCUCAUAGAAGAUACAAAGAAACACAAGGCAACGUGAUCGACGAAGCUCCAACCAAUCCGCCAAGCGAUGGGCAUGAAGGCCAAACCGAUGGACGACGGGAUAGUGUGAAUGUCGCGGGAGCGGAAGUCAAUGAAGAAGAUAAUGUUGGAGGUCGAGAUGGAGCAGAUAAUAAUGAGCACUACAUCUUGGAAGUCAAGGAAGAAGGUAACGGUGGAGGAGAAGAUGUCGCAGAUGAUAAUGUGGGUAAUAUUGUGGAAGUGGCGCCAGCUCUUGUGCAACUACAAGAUCCACAGUCACCACCACCAGGCUUAACUCGCCGUCGCGGUAAAAAUGUCGUAUCAAGGACUAAUUUACCCUUACCAAAAGUUGUGCCACCUUCGAGGAUGAAUUCGGUAUAAUCCGGGUUCCGGCCGUAAAUUCAGUUUGAGCUUUGAACUCUCUAAAUGCACUCCCCUGAGUAUUGUCUUUAAACAAUAUGGAACUCUUCUUGACCCUAUUUGUCAAGAGUGAAAAGCGUAUGUUGGUAGAUGUUUCAUGCAUAACUAACCUCUAGGUUUCACACUGACUAGUUUGCAUUCACUUUUCUUUCAGGUUAUAGAUAUCCAAGUACAGAUUUAAGCGAAAUUGCAAACCAAAUGUUGCUUUUGCUCUGACCUUCCACGUGAAACCUGUUGGCAAGUACAAAAUUAACGUUGAGGAUUCCUAGCAACAUUCAAUGAUUAACCCUUUGCAAUUUUAACUAAAGGAACAACCAAUAACCAAGUCAACACUAAACCCUGAGAUUUAAAACAUAACAAAUCUCUUGUACAAUAAACAGGACAGCUCUGAACUGUGUGCUUUGGAGAGUAGCUGAAUCUCAUUUUU
Messenger RNA from Camelina sativa (false flax), 3421 nucleotides. RefSeq names its product glutamate receptor 2.5-like. NCBI's taxonomy places the organism in Eukaryota, Viridiplantae, Streptophyta, Magnoliopsida, Brassicales, Brassicaceae. Gene Ontology annotation, molecular function: ligand-gated monoatomic ion channel activity. Gene Ontology annotation, cellular component: membrane. The record is from RefSeq and is a predicted model, not a curated record.